CUGUGUUCUGCGUUUGGGUCAGAGGACAUCGUAUGUCCUCCAGAUUUUAUCAUAUUGGAGGACUUUCCCAGUUAUCAUCCAGAACCACUUGGCUAUGAAGCAAAGCAACAAAACUAUGUGAACAAGAGGCCAUACCAUUGACCGACUGUCACUUGGAGAAUUAUAUCAAAAGGCUCUUAUUGCCCUUGGAAAAUUUUGCAAUCAGAAGCAGUUUCUCGACAAAUGGGAUAAGCUCUCCUCUAGGUUAAAGGAUUCUUGUGACAAAUCCUAUUUGAAGAUCAAAUGCAAAGAUCAAAGAGGGUAAAUAAGCGGAAAACCUGAAAAACCCUGAUUCCUUCGUAGUUUCCUCUUCUCCUCGCUCUCUUUCAGGGGAUAACCACAGUGGGGGAUUGGUAAAACCUCGCCGGUGCAAAUCGUGACGUUUCGGAGUUCAAGCUUCAGUCGACGGACGUUUAAGCCUUAAAGGUGCUAUAGUUUGCCAAAGUCUGUUGCUUCUUCUGUAUGGAUGGGUUGGAAAGCUGCACAAAAGCUUAUACAGAACUGGAAGGUUCUCAGAGGAGACAAUGUGAUGAUAAUAAGGGGCAAAGAUAAAGGUGAGACUGGUGUGAUCAAGCGUGUCAUUCGCUCUCAGAAUCGUGUUAUUGUAGAGGCAAAAAAUCUGGUGAAGAAACAUAUCAAGCAAGGACAAGGUCAUGAGGGUGGAAUAUUUACGGUUGAAGCCCCUCUUCAUGCCUCAAAUGUUCAAGUUGUUGACCCAGUCACAGGGAAGCCUUGUAAGGUUGGAGUUAGAUACCUAGAAGAUGGUACAAAGGUAAGAGUUUCAAGAGGUCAAGGAGCAUCAGGGGCCAUUAUUCCCCGUCCAGAGAUCUUAAAAGUUAGGACCACUCUGAGACCUACUAUAGCUGGUCCCAAAGAUUCUCCGAUGGAGCUUGUUGUGGAGAAGACAUAUGAUGCUAAAACUGGAAAGGGGAUGCCUGACCUUUGAGAAGAAUAAAAAUUCGAUUUACCCUGUGUCAUAAUGUGUAGUAGGCAGGUAAUAGGUGUGUGGAUGUCAAAAUUUAUUGUAUAUAAGCUGUCCUACACUUUGGAUACUGUGGGAGUUCCUUCAAUUGUGCCAUUGCAUAUACUCUUCAUCUGUUAUGUGUGAACAUUCCACCUGAUGUGGCCUUUCACAUCUUCUUUUCUAAUAAUAUAUAUACAUGGGUUAAGAGAAUCUCA
Messenger RNA from Macadamia integrifolia, 1218 nucleotides. RefSeq names its product 50S ribosomal protein L24. NCBI's taxonomy places the organism in Eukaryota, Viridiplantae, Streptophyta, Magnoliopsida, Proteales, Proteaceae. The transcript has 6 exons. Gene Ontology annotation, molecular function: structural constituent of ribosome; RNA binding. Bases 506 to 985 code for a protein of 159 amino acids. Gene Ontology annotation, biological process: translation. Gene Ontology annotation, cellular component: ribosome; mitochondrion. The record is from RefSeq and is a predicted model, not a curated record.